Molecule: messenger RNA, 1024 nt
Organism: Telopea speciosissima
Lineage: Eukaryota; Viridiplantae; Streptophyta; Magnoliopsida; Proteales; Proteaceae
Product: plastid division protein PDV2-like
Exons: 2
Coding region: 122-1003 (293 amino acids)
Biological process (GO): chloroplast fission
Source: RefSeq, a predicted model, not a curated record
ACGAAUUUAAACGGUUCCAAAAGAUCCCGAGUUCUUCACUCUUCUUCAUGGCCACGGAUUUCGGCGGUUUCAAUAGAUCCCGAGUGCUCUGAAGAACUGAAAUCGAAGAGAGAGAGGAAAGAUGGAGGGAGAACAGAUAGGCAUGGUUCUCUCUCGAGCUUCUGAGCUUCGGUUGAAGAUCAACAAUUGUAUUGAUAAAGCGAGGACCCGCAACAUUGCCGGUGAAGCUGAAGAUGAUCACUUUCGUUCCCCGGAAAAAGACGGAGAAACUGAAGAUGAAGCCGAUAGCCUUUCCAUCAUUCGCUAUGCUUUCGAAUCUCUCGAGGAGCAGCUUUUUUCCUUGCAGGCUUUGCAACAACAGCAGCGAUAUGAAAGGGAAGCAACACUGGCAGAGAUUGAUCACACUCGUGAGGUUUUACUAAAUAAGCUCAAGGAGUAUAAAGGCGAAGAGCUAGAAGUGAUUCAUGAGGCCACUGCCUUUGCUAGUGAGGCAGUUGAGCAGAAUGAUGAUCUCCUUCUUCCUCCCUAUCCAAGCCAAUCUCUAGAACCCUUGGUCUUCAACAAUGGUGAUCUAUCGCACUUCACUUCCGCAAGGAAAUUUGCUAGCAACAGGGUCAUCACAGGUGAUCUCAUCCCUGAAGCCAAGAAGGGUAAGAGUGAGUUAGAUGGAAGUCACAGUCAAAAACCUCCGAGAAGCUCUCCAACAGGGUUGAAACGUGUUCUUGAUGUGGCAGCCAAAACUGUCCUUACCAUUGUUAGCGUAAUAUCCGUUCUAAAGUUAGCUGGUUUUGAACCAAGGCUUACGAGAAGGAGCAUUCAAUUAAAGGUUCUGGAUCUGUUCCCAAGGCCAGCACCAGAGGACAAGAGAGAUGAGAUUCAAUGCCCACCUGGGAAAGUUCUAGUUAUGGAAGAUGGGGAACCUCGUUGCCUUGUGAAAGAGAGAAUUGAAAUUCCAUUUGAGCCUGUUGUCAUUACACCAAAUGUAAAUUAUGGUUGUGGAUGAGAAGGCACAUUUGUUUCAUCC